AUGUUUGGCUCUCGAGCAUUUACAUCAACUGCCGCCGGCCAUAGAUGUGCUACAUCUGCAAAAUUCACAAGUACAAGACAAGUUGAGAAUGAUAUUCCAGAGCGAUAUCAAAUAGCCGAUGUUGAAGAUGAAAAAGAUCCUAAACGAAGUUUAGCUUGUGCAAUUAUUUCCUCAGCAUUCUGUCCUUUUUUAGGUAUUAUUGCUAUUUUCUAUGCAAUUCGUGCUGUACGAGCAUAUAGUCAAGGAUUCUAUGCAGAAUCAUCAACAUUUUAUAAAAAAGCUAUUCGAUGGUCACUUAUUACAUUUAUUAUUGGUCUUGUACUUGGUUCAAUAAUAGCAUUUAUUUUUUUUGUCAAAGCUGUUCUUUUUGUCUAA
Molecule: messenger RNA, 375 nt
Organism: Adineta steineri
Lineage: Eukaryota; Metazoa; Rotifera; Eurotatoria; Adinetida; Adinetidae
Source: the annotation of a GenBank genome assembly